Molecule: messenger RNA, 1602 nt
Organism: Vicia villosa (hairy vetch)
Lineage: Eukaryota; Viridiplantae; Streptophyta; Magnoliopsida; Fabales; Fabaceae
Product: protein MAIN-LIKE 1-like
Exons: 2
Coding region: 79-1518 (479 amino acids)
Biological process (GO): meristem maintenance; meristem development
Source: RefSeq, a predicted model, not a curated record
CACCAUUUUUUAUAAUUUUACCGUUUAUUUCUCGCUUAUUUGUUUUUUUUUUUGUAACAGGAGAGAGAGCCAUUGAAAAUGGUGAACCACUCCAGGAAGAUUUUCGGUCUGUUUAAACCAGCAGCUCAGUGGUUUAACGACCAUGUGCGAGGUUCAGGGCUUAGCGGGCUCUGCAUGACCGGGUACACCACCAUCAGCACCGGCAUGCAGGGGGCAUUUGUGGAGCGCUGGCACAAGGAGACGUCUUCUUUCCACUUGCCGGUGGGGGAGUUGACGAUCACCUUGCAUGACGUCCAGUGUCUUCUCCACCUGCCUAUUAGGGGGCCGCUGUUGGACCACUCCAGGAUCCAGAGGGUCGAGGCCAUUGAGUGGAUGACGCUCUAUUUGGGCAUGGAGCACGAGGUUGCUCACUAUGAGUGCGUCACGACAUCUGGGCCUCACAUCCGGUUCACCACACUGAGCGCUUAUUUUGAGCACCACCUGGACGCGGCGGCCGAUGCCGGGCAGGAGGGUGACGAGCUAUUCACACAGUACCACCGCGGCUGCGCUCUCCGGUGCUGGUACAUGCAUGUGGUAGGCGCUGCAUGCUUUGUGGACAAGAGUGCCAGGUACGUCGACGUGGCCUACCUCCGCUAUUUCAUGGACCUGGAUACCGUUCACCAGUGGAACUGGGGGUCAGCUACUCUGGCAUAUCUCUACCAGAAGCUGAAUGAGGCCUCCAACUGGAGGACGAGGCAGUUGGUCGGAUCCUGCACACUGCUUACGAGCUGGAUCAUCUCCUACUUCUCCCGCAUCCACGGCUUUCACAUCGAUCCUGCGUACGUGGACGCCAUGCCCAGGGCCGCCAGAUACGCUCUCCAGAGGGGGAACGAUGCGGUGGGACCAUACCGUCUGUACUUGGACCGCACGAUGCACGACGACGUCACCUGGAGGCCGUUCGUCGACUACGCUCAGAUUGUCCCCUUUGACGGCAUUGCUCUAUAUUCAGGCUGGUUGGCAUGCGGGACCGGCAUCAUGGUUCGAUAUCUCCCUGAGCGGUGCAUGCGUCAGUUCGGAUUCGUGCAGCGGAUACCCAGGUCACCCUUUGAGGCUGCUCCCGACACUGUGACCCGAGUGCAGCUCACUGCCAUAUGGGAGCAUUGGGAGGAUCAUGUGGUACCGCUGGAGUACCGUCUCACUCGGGUCACCCAGGACUGGCACAGUGAGGAGGGAUACGUCACAUGGUUCUACCGGGUGUCACAUCCUCUUCUGAGACCCGACAUUCCCGGCGCUCCUAGGCCAGCACACGAGGAGAUCCUGGAGAACCAGCAGGCCGAGGAUGAUCACGCCAUUGAUCUCAUGCCGAUCUGCCAGCGGAUAUCGAUGCUUGGGCGGGACGCGUUGGAUCGAGGUAUCGUGGAGCGGGGCGGUCCAGAGGCAGUCGCCGUGAUGGAGAUGAUCGUCACUGAUGCGGACCGUGCGGCGACAUACAGGCGGCAGAGGAGGUCUCAGGGGGAGAGGUUUAGGCACACCCAGUAGUAGUCGGGUUUAUAUAUUUUUUGUUAUCGGAUUGUAUCUUUAGCACACUAUUUUUAUUUUUUUCGGUUUGUAUAUAUUAUUUUC